CUACUUGAUCUAUCCCUCUGAUAAGUGUUUGUCCGAUUCUUCUAUUAGAUCGUGUUUGUAAAAAUGGCGACAGACACUUGUUAUACUAUCAUCCAUCAAGAUGACAGCUCAGAUCAACCUUCUUUACAGGAGCUCAAAACAGCUCUCGAAAAGGGCUCUGAAGAGGCCAAAAUCGAGACUAUGAAAAAAAUUUUAGUCACGAUGCUUAAUGGCGAACCGCUUCCUCAGAUUUUAAUGCACGUUAUUCGUUUUGUAAUGCCUUCAAAAAGUAAAGCCUUAAAAAAAUUACUUCAUUUUUACUGGGAGAUUUGUCCUAAAACAAAUCCUGAUGGGAAAUUAAAACAAGAAAUGAUUUUAGUUUGCAACGCGUUGAGGAAUGAUUUACAACAUCCAAAUGAAUAUAUAAGAGGAGCAACACUUCGGUUCCUUUGUAAACUGCGCGAGCCAGAAUUAUUAGAGCCUUUAUUGCCAUCUUGUCGAUCAUGUUUGGAACAUCGACAUGCGUAUGUUAGAAAAAAUGCGGUAUUUGCAAUUUAUACCAUAUAUAAGCAUUUCGAAUAUCUCAUUCCUGAUGCUCCAGAAUUAAUUCAAAGUUUUUUAGCAGCGGAAGCAGAUCAAACUUGUAAACGUAACGCUUUUGUUAUGCUUUGCAAUACCAAUCAAGCCCGUGCCGUAGAAUACCUUAACGACGUUUUCGACCAAGUACCAAAUUUUGAUGAGUUAUUGCAGUUAUCUGUAAUCGAACUAAUCAGGAAGGACUGCAGAAAUAACAGCACCAACAGGGGAAAAUAUAUCAGGUGUAUCUUUGACUUGUUGAAUGCCGCGUCUCAUUCGGUCAAGUACGAAGCCGCGACUUCAUUAAUGGCAUUGACUCAUGCGCCUGCCGCUGUUAAAGCUGCCGCAUCAUGUUAUAUUGAACUUAUUAUCAAGGAAUCAGAUAAUAAUGUCAAACUAAUUGUUUUGGAUCGCUUGGACGAAUUACGCGAAAAACACGAUCAAACCUUAGACGAUUUGGUAUUGGAUAUUCUUCGUGUUUUAACUAGUCCAGAUAUUGAAGUUAGACGUAAAGCAUUACGUAUCGCUUUAGAAUUAGUUACAAAUAGAAACGUUCAAGAGGUUGUAGUGUUCUUAAAAAAAGAACUCAGCAAAACUCUUGAUCAAGAUUACGAAAAGAAUAACGAAUAUAGGCAACUAUUGAUUCAAUCAAUUCACGGUUGCGCUAUUAAAUUUUCUGAAGUUGCAGCGAAUGUAGUCCAUGUACUCAUGGAGUUCUUAGGAGAUUCUAAUAAUCCGGCAGCUGUAGACGUUAUUGCAUUUGUGCGUGAGGUUGUUGAAAAAUUUCCGAAUCUGCGAUCGUCUAUUACUGAAAAAUUGCUUGAAACUUUCAUGGAUGUUAAAUCAGGCAAAGUAUUUAGAGGUGCUCUUUGGAUUGUUGGGGAAUACUGUUCUAACUGUAAAGAUAUCGAAGAAGCGUGGAAACAAAUCAGAGCUGGUCUUGGGGAAAUACCUAUUUUGGCCUCAGAACAGCGGUUGCUUGAAGAAGCAGAAAAGGAAAAUAAAAAUGAAGAAAUUAAUCAUGAAAAUAAACAAAAUACUACUUCGUCAUCGCGUCGCAUCCUUGCUGAUGGUACUUAUGCCACUGAGACUGCUUUUUCAUCAAAUUCAUCAACUCUCGCGAAGCUUGAGGCAAUUAAAGCGGCCGUUAAACCUCCACUUAGAUCGUUAUUAUUGAGUGGUGAUUUCUAUCUUGGUUCUGUCCUUGCUUCUACAUUGACCAAAUUAGUCUUGCGUUAUUCUGGAAUUUCGGAAGAUCCCAAAAAAACUAAUGCAUUGCGAGCUGAAGCAAUGCUUAUAAUGGCCAGCAUAAUUCGAGUUGGACAGUCCCAAUUUGCUUCAAACCCAAUUGAUGAAGAUUCUUAUGAUAGGAUUAUGUCAUGUCUUCAUAUUUUAGAACAAAUUUCUACCGAUUAUUCGAUAAAAAGCGUGUUUUUACACGAUACUAGGGCAGCUUUUGCAAGAAUCGUUGAAGCUGAAGAGAAACGCACGGCAGCUAAAAAGGCCAAAGACAAGUCAGCUGCAACGGUUCAAGUUGACGAUCUUAUUGUAUUUAGGCAAUUUUCAAAACGAAAUAUAGGCGAUGAGGCAGAUGAGUAUGAACUAGAUUUGACCCGUGCCACCGGUCAAGCUGAUUCACGCGAUGAUUUAAUUUCGAAACUUAGCCGUGUAGUUCAACUUACUGGAUUUUCCGAUCCUGUGUACGCAGAAGCUUAUGUCAAUGUUCAUCAAUAUGAUAUCCUAUUGGAUGUUUUAAUUGUUAAUCAGACCAGCGAGACAUUACAGAACUUAUCAAUAGAGUUCGCCACUUUGGGUGAUUUGAAAUUGGUUGAAAGACCCACACAACAUAAUCUUGCACCACACAGUUUUCACAGUGUGAAAGCUACAAUUAAAGUUUCAUCCACGGAAACGGGUGUGAUUUUUGGUAACAUUGUUUAUGACGGACCAGGAACUUCGGAGAGCAACUGCGUAGUACUUAACGAUAUCCAUAUCGAUAUUAUGGAUUAUAUAAAUCCAGCAUACUGUAAUGAAACUCAGUUCCGUAGUAUGUGGACAGAAUUUGAAUGGGAGAACAAAGUCAACGUCAACACAAAUAUCACAGAUUUAAGAGAGUAUCUUGGACAUAUUAUGAAAUCAACAAAUAUGAGCUGUUUAACUCCAGAAGUUGCAUUAUCGGGAGAUUGUGGAUUCCUCUCUGCAAAUAUGUAUGCUAGAAGUAUUUUUGGUGAGGAUGCUCUAGCUAAUAUUAGUAUUGAGAAACAAACUGAUGGAGCUAUUACCGGCCAUGUUAGAAUUCGAAGUAAGACACAAGGUAUAGCGUUAAGUCUUGGGGAUAAAAUUACAUUAGCUCAGAAAGCUGUAGCUUAAAUAAUAUAAAAUUUAAUCAUAAAAAAAAUUAUUUAUUAAAAAAUUAAAAAA
Molecule: messenger RNA, 2973 nt
Organism: Rhizophagus irregularis DAOM 181602=DAOM 197198
Lineage: Eukaryota; Fungi; Glomeromycota; Glomeromycetes; Glomerales; Glomeraceae
Biological process (GO): endoplasmic reticulum to Golgi vesicle-mediated transport; intracellular protein transport; intra-Golgi vesicle-mediated transport
Cellular component (GO): cytoplasm; COPI vesicle coat
Molecular function (GO): structural molecule activity
Source: RefSeq, a predicted model, not a curated record